AUGGAGGAAGUGGAUAGCAGAAUGCUUGAAAUCUACGACGAUAUCUACUCUAGUCAACGGCAAUCGACUAAAGAGUUUAUAAUGCAAAGAGGAUUAUGGAAAGGCGACCUUUUAUCACCAUUUUUAUUUCUCAUUGCUGAUGAAGGUUUCAGAAAGUGGAAAUGGAAAAUUAAAACAGAAAGAAUUGGGUUAUGGUUAAAAGCGCUGAAGAAUAGAUAUGGGGAGACAGAGGUCAUGAGAGGUGAUGUCAAUAGGAAAGAUUCGAAUUGGUGGAAAAAUAUCUGUGAGAUAGAUAUAGGAGCAUGGGAAAACUCAACUUACUUUUCUGUUAAAGAAAUGUAUAAGGGAUUGAAAACUGCUGAACCGGAUCAAUCCUCUAUUUCUUGGUCUAAGGUUUGGCACAAAGUGAUACCACCAAAUAUCUCUUGUUUUGGAUGGAGGUUAUUCCAGAAUGGUUUAGCGACUAAGAACAACCUCUUUAGGAGGAAUGUCAUAGGGCAAGGAUCCACUAGUUGUAUCGAGGAUUGUGAUGCAAAUGAAUCUAUACCUCACUUGUUUUUCGAGUGCAAAUAUUUUUCAGGUAUAUGGCAAUCAAUUUGCAAGUGGCUCCGGAUAUCUACUGCUUUACACAGUGAAAGUAGGAUGCAUUUUGCUCAAUUUGAAGGUCUGAUUGGAGGCGAUAAGGAAACUUCAUUGAAAGUCAGAGUCAUAUGGUUCGCGGGAGUUUGGAGCAUAUGGAAAGCUAGGAAUGCCAAAAUUUUCAGUAACAAAGAUAUGCUGUAUCUUUCUGGUGGUGAUCUUUCGUUUAGUCGGCAAUUUGCAGUAACUCUCCGUCAAGAACUUGGUUUCGGAUGUCCAAGUUCUAGGCUAUUUGGAGUUCUAGUUUAG
Molecule: messenger RNA, 888 nt
Organism: Vicia villosa (hairy vetch)
Lineage: Eukaryota; Viridiplantae; Streptophyta; Magnoliopsida; Fabales; Fabaceae
Exons: 4
Coding region: 1-888 (295 amino acids)
Source: RefSeq, a predicted model, not a curated record